AUGGUUUCUGCCGCUAGAUUGAUCACCGUCACCAACGGCGAUGACACCUAUGUCGAGACUAUCAAGGACGCCGAGGACAUGUCCACCCCAGAAGGAGGUUACAUCACCUACAAGCUCAUUACCGGUACCAAGGGGACUCACACCUAUGAGAAGACCAUCUGGUCCACUGGUUACUACUCCACUGCCUCCGCUGAGGCUGCCUCCACGGGUGAGGCUUCCUCCCCCGCUGCUGCCGCUCAGGACUCCUCAGCCGCUCAGACCUCCUCUGCUGCUGUGUCUUCUGGGGAUAAAUCCUCAUACUCUGCCGCUGCUGAGACUUCUUCCGCUGAAGUCUCCUCAUACGAGGGUGCUGCUGGUAACCUUGGUGUUGCUGCUGGUGUUGCUGGCUUCGCUGGUGUUGCUGCUAUGUUCAUCUAA
Candidozyma auris is the source of this 417-nucleotide messenger RNA. RefSeq lists its product as uncharacterized. The transcript has a single exon. The record is from RefSeq and is a predicted model, not a curated record. Bases 1 to 417 code for a protein of 138 amino acids. Lineage: Eukaryota; Fungi; Ascomycota; Pichiomycetes; Serinales; Metschnikowiaceae.